GGAAGCGGAAGGUUGUGCCAAAAUGUUGAACAAGACUGAAGUUAGCCAAGGAAAAGAAUUCUCGGAAUUAAAUUAAUGAUAAUAAGACAUGUAAGUUUAAGGAGGACAAAUAAUAAAUGGCGCAUUUACGAGUUUUCUGUUGCGUCGAAAAGUGGCGGUUGGCUUAAAGUGGGCCGUUAGCCGUUAGCUCAAUCUGACAACAAGACGCUGCAACGCCCCUGACUCUGAUGACAAAGUGUUUAAAAACCAGUUUGUGAUGAUUGCUGAAGGUGUUCUCCAGUUUGUGCCAACGCGGAUCAAACGUGUUCAUAACAGGGAACAGACCCGGAUUUGUGCCCGCUGCUCUCUCUCCUGUGCUCUUUGUGAAAUGACCUGAGCUGACUGCACCUGUAGCAUCUGAGGACAAUGGCUAGAAUAGCCUGGUACCAAGAGAAGAUUGGAGCCUACGAUCAACAAGUCUGGGAGAAAUCUCUGGAGCAGGCAGAUCUAAAUGGUUUGGACAGCAAACCAAAGAAGACGACCCACAUCAAACCCGACCUCAUUGAUGUUGAUUUAGUAAGAGGAUCAACAUUCAGCAAAGCCAAACCGGAGAGUCCCUGGACAGCUCUGACUCGGAAAGGUUUGGUCCGAGUGCUGCUGUUCCCCUUCUUCUUCCAGUGGUGGAUCCAGGUGACCUCCAUGUACAUCUCCUCAUGUAUCCUUGUGCUAUACUUCAUGCAAGUGGCAGCGGUGGUGCUUUACCUGGAGAUCCCCGGGGCAAGUGCCAAUGAGGUGUUUGGACCCAUGUGUCUGAUGCUGCUGCUGGGCACUGUGCACUGCCAGAUUGUGUCGACCGAGUGCAGCCGGUGGCCCUCGGGCAAUCCAGCUGCCAGCUGCACUGCAAGCCCUGCGCGCAGAAGGAGGCCAAGGAAGGGCAGAGGGCUGAAAAAACCUGAAGAGAAGAACGACAGUGAAGACACAGAGCAGCAGGAGUCCUGGCAGUUUGAAGAAAGCCAGCGAUCAUACAGCGAUGAAGAGAGAAGGACCAAAAGAAAGUCAGGGUUUGGGGCGUCUGACGAGCUCUCCAGUGAGGAAGAGGACGGGAUACAGCUAGUGGGAGGGACUCCUCCACUGCUUCCACAUCCUGAUCCAACCUGGCAGACACCUCCACCGCUGUCCUCUGUUUGGAAGAGAAAUCAAAAGUUUAAACCCAAACCUGCGUUAAGACCUCAGGAAGGAAAUGCUGCUUUCUCCAAGAUGAAGCCUCGAGAGGUGGAGCGCCUCAGGCCGAAUGUCGGCUCUCGACCAGCUUCUGACACUGAUGACACAAUGUGGGAGGAGCUUCUUCAAGGUCCUGACUCCGCCUCCACAGGGAGCAGCGACAGUGAAGUGAAUGGGAGGUACAACAGCAUGACGCUCCCACAGAAUAACACGAUGAGCAGUGACGAUGAGAGUCUGCAGCAGGGAAUGAAUGGAAGCCAGCUGUCGUGGCUUCAGGCGUGCCACCCAUCCAAGGACCGUGUCAGUGCCAUAAUAUGGGAGCAGGGCGAGUGUAAGAAAGUGGACAUGUCAGUAUUGGAGAUCAGUGGGAUCAUCCUCUCGAGGGUGAAGUUGGUGGAGCAGGGUGUGGGUUACCUUGUGUUUGGAGGGCUUAUGACCGCCACCUUAGCUCUGCUUCCUUUCGCCUUCCGCUUGUCUCAACGUCUGGGUGUGUCGAACCUCGGCAAUCUGUCCCCACUGGAGCUUUUUCAGAUGGCUAUGGGGCAGCCUGACACCCAGGCAUACAUCUUUAUCUUCAUCACAACGGUGCAAAGAGUCUGCCUCACAGGACUGUUCUUCUUCAUGAUGUGUGUGGCUGAGAGGACAUACAAACAGAGGCUUUUGUUUGCCAAAUACUUCAGCCACCUCACUUCAGCUCGCAAGGCCAAGAAGUCUGAGAUCCCUCAUUUCAGGCUGAAGAAAGUCCAGAACAUAAAGAUGUGGUUGUCUCUGCGCUCUUUUCUCAGGAGACGAGGACCACAGCGCUCCGUUGACGUCAUCGUCUCCACAAUCUUCCUCCUCGCUCUGUCUAUUUCAGUCAUCAUCUGUGCCCAGCUUCUGCACAGCCACAAGACAUUCCUCGAAUCUCUGACAAACUGGGAGCUGAUGGUGUGGGCCUCCUCUCUCAUUCUGUUUCUGCUGCGGCUCGCCACGCUGGGCUCAGAGACAAACCGCAAGUACAGCAACUCUUCAGUGCUUCUCACUGAGCAGAUCAAUCUGUAUCUGAAGAUGGAGAAAAAGCCCAAUAAGAAAGAAGAGCUCAGUAUAGUGAACAAUGUUUUGAAACUUGCUACAAAACUGAUGAAGGAGUUAGAUGCUCCCUUCAGACUGCUUGGUCUGACUGUAAACCCUCUGAUCUACAACAUCACCAAAGUGGUCAUCCUCUCUGCUGUGUCUGCUGUGGUCAGCGACCUGUUUGGCUUCAACAUCAGACUGUGGAAAAUAAAGUCUUAAUGUGAAAACAACAAACCACUAACAGUCGGAUGAACACUGGAGACCUGGAGCCUCUGCAGACAGCAUCUCAUCACCAUAAAAGUGCAGAUCUACUGACAGUGAAAUCGCUCUCUGUGCCUUUCAACUUAAACUGUAGUAUCUUGGGUUUCAUCAAACAUUCACAAGCCUGAAAUGCUCUGACAAUCAAUCAAACAAAUUUACUGUCCGGCGUUCUGUGGCCGACGUUUGACCCUUGAAUGUUCUUCAGUGUGCGGUGAAAUAAAGCGCUAGAGGAGGUCUGAGGUCAUUUCAGGCUUCUGCACAGUCUUAAAUAUGUUCUGUACAUAUGUGUAAAUGAUUAAAAUGCAGAUGAUAAUAUAGAUAGUUUAUAUCUAGACAUAUUUCCUGAUGUUUCUCAUCAGUGUUUUAGUAUGAGUAACUGUAAAACAAGCAAACACAUCUGCUGACUGAAGCGGGUAAAUCAAAACGGAGCAACCAGCUGUAUUAAAUCUUCACCUUUUGUACUAUUUAAGGAGGAAAUAUUGUGAUUGUAAGUGGGUUUUAUUUAUUUUGGGGUUUUGUUUUAGUGCUUAAACUUGCAGAGGUACUUGUAAGUUUUUUGACCACUAUCUGCCUUUUGUAUUGAGGACCAUUGUUGAGUAAAAUGACUAUGCAAAGUGGGUUUGAUUGAAUAAAAUGUUUGAGAGA
This is a messenger RNA of Cheilinus undulatus (humphead wrasse), 3159 nucleotides long. RefSeq names its product putative homeodomain transcription factor 1 (gene phtf1). The record is from RefSeq and is a predicted model, not a curated record. Gene Ontology annotation, cellular component: endoplasmic reticulum. Lineage: Eukaryota; Metazoa; Chordata; Actinopteri; Labriformes; Labridae. The transcript is spliced from 17 exons. The coding region runs from base 406 to 2472 and encodes 688 amino acids.